UUUAUAAUAACUAAUUUAAUUCAACACAAACAUGCUUAAGCAUUCCAUUUCUAACGAAUCACCUCCAAAGCGUAUAAAUACAAAAUAAUUAGUCUACCUACGCGCACACACACAUCUGUAUUAUUUAAGAAUUUAUUAAAAAUGGUUGAUUUUUUUUGGGUGUAGUGUAAUAACUGUUAAAACGAACUUCUUAAUAAGCGCCGCCGCCGCCGCCGCCGCCGCCGCCGCCGCCGCCGAGGACAUGUCGGUUAUGUCGGCACCACUGUCAUGCAUCUCCAUCUCCGACAAAUGCAACGCAAUGCCGGAGCUCCGGCAAGUGCAUGCCCAUUUGAUCAAAUCCAAUCUCAUCUCCUCCUUCUCCGCCCUGUCCGCUAAGCCCCUCGCAUUCCACUCCAUCGUUCGAUCACUCUCCUCUCAGUCCGAGAAGCAGCACCUCUCUCUUGUUCUCUACUCCAAAAUCCUCUCCUUUUUGGAUGAUCUCCGUGGUAUUGAGUUAUUGCUCCCUUCUGUUCUGAAGGAUGUACUUGGAUUGGGGUCAGCUGGAACUCGCCGGACAAGUGCUUGAUAAAAUGCCAAACAGAGAUGUAAUAUCUUGGAGUUCAAUGAUUUCAGGCUGUGUGAAGGUGGGGGAUAUCAAUCUUGCUCGAAAGCUAUUCGAUGAAAUGCCUGAUAAGGAUGUUGUCGC
Dioscorea cayenensis subsp. rotundata (Guinea yam) is the source of this 685-nucleotide messenger RNA. RefSeq lists its product as uncharacterized. NCBI's taxonomy places the organism in Eukaryota, Viridiplantae, Streptophyta, Magnoliopsida, Dioscoreales, Dioscoreaceae. The coding region runs from base 242 to 565 and encodes 107 amino acids. The transcript is spliced from 2 exons. The record is from RefSeq and is a predicted model, not a curated record.